Molecule: messenger RNA, 1384 nt
Organism: Choloepus didactylus (southern two-toed sloth)
Lineage: Eukaryota; Metazoa; Chordata; Mammalia; Pilosa; Megalonychidae
Product: keratin, type I cytoskeletal 13-like
Exons: 8
Coding region: 1-1377 (458 amino acids)
Cellular component (GO): keratin filament
Molecular function (GO): structural molecule activity
Source: RefSeq, a predicted model, not a curated record
AUGAGCUGCCGCCUGCAGAGCUCCUCUAUCGGCUAUGGUGGUGGCUUUGGGGGUGGCUCUUGCCAGCUGGGAGGAGGCCGCAGUGUCUCCACCUGUUCAACCCGGUUUGCCUCUGGGGUAUCAUCUGGGGGUUAUGGGGGUGGCAUAAACUGUGGCUUUGGUGGAGGGGCUGGUAGUGGCUUUGCAGGUGGCUUCGGAGGUGGCUUUGGUGGGGGUUUUGGAGGUUGCUUUGGUGACUUUGGUGGUGAUGAUGGCGGCCUCCUCUCUGGCAACGAGAAGAUCACCAUGCAAAACCUCAACGACCGCCUGGCCGCCUACCUGGAAAAGGUGCGUGCCCUGGAGGCGGCCAACGCUGACCUGGAGGUGAAGAUCCGUGACUGGUACCAGAAGCAGAGCCCAGCCAUCCCGGAGCGGGACUACAGCUCCUACUACAAGACUAUUGAAGAGCUCCGGGACCAGAUCACAGCUGCUGCCAUCGAUAACAACCGGGUCAUUCUGGAUAUAGACAACGCCAGGCUGGCUGCCGACGACUUCAGGCUCAAGUAUGAGAACGAGCUGGCCCUGCGCCAGGGCGUGGAGGCUGACAUCAACGGGCUGCGCCGGGUGCUGGAUGAGCUGACCCUGGCCAAGACCGAUCUGGAGAUGCAGAUUGAGAGCCUGAAUGAAGAGAUGGCUUUCAUGAAGAAGAACCAUGAGGAGGAGAUGAAGGAAUUCAGCAACCAAGUGGCAGGCCAGGUCAAAGUGGAGAUGGACGCCACCCCUGGUGUGGACCUGACCCGCGUGCUGGCGGAGAUGAGGGAGCAGUACGAGGCCAUGGCAGAGAAGAACCGCCGGGAUGUUGAGGAAUGGUACAACAUCAAGAGUGCAGAACUGAACAAGGAGGUGACUUCCAGCACUGCCAUAAUUCAGAGCAGCAAGACGGAGAUCACAGAGCUCAGGCGUACCAUCCAGAGCCUGGAGAUCGAGCUGCAGUCCCAGCUUAGCAUGAAAGCUGGGCUGGAGAGCACAGUGGCAGAGACAGAGUGCCGCUACGCCAUGCAGCUGCAGCAGAUCCAGGGGCUGGUCAGCAGCAUCGAGGCCCAGCUGAGCGAGCUGCGCAGUGAGAUGGAGUGCCAGGACCAGGAGUACAAGAUGCUGCUGGACAUCAAGACACGGCUGGAGAAGGAGAUCGCCACCUACCGCAGCCUGCUCGAGGGCCAGGACGCCAGGAUCCCCGGCUUCCCCUCUGUAGGAGGAAACAUCAGGGGCACCGCUUCUACUGCCACCACUUCUAACGCUUCUGGGUCCGCUACCAUCACUUCUACUGCCACCACUUCGAAUGCCUCUGCUUCCAAACCUGCCUCUGGUCUCCGCACUUCGGAAGCCUACAGGUUUUAAGUCUGGC